Messenger RNA from Olea europaea var. sylvestris, 1557 nucleotides. Its product is annotated as pre-mRNA-processing-splicing factor 8A-like. The record is from RefSeq and is a predicted model, not a curated record. NCBI's taxonomy places the organism in Eukaryota, Viridiplantae, Streptophyta, Magnoliopsida, Lamiales, Oleaceae. Gene Ontology annotation, molecular function: U1 snRNA binding; U5 snRNA binding; pre-mRNA intronic binding. The coding region runs from base 127 to 609 and encodes 160 amino acids. The transcript is spliced from 2 exons. Gene Ontology annotation, cellular component: catalytic step 2 spliceosome; U5 snRNP. Gene Ontology annotation, biological process: spliceosomal tri-snRNP complex assembly; mRNA splicing, via spliceosome.
AGAUAUAAAUCUUCUUCUUGUGUUGAUUUAACCUGAUGUUUCUUCAGGCUUCUGCGAUUGGUUCUUGACCAUAAUAUUGCUGAUUAUGUCACUGCUAAGAACAACCUUGUAUUGUCUUACAAGGACAUGAGCCACACAAACUCGUAUGGUCUCGUAGUGCAGUACUAUGGACUCGUCCUUGAUCUUUUGCUGCUUGGUUUGACUCGAGCUAGUGAAAUUGCUGGUCCACCCCAGAUGCCAAACGAGUUCAUUACUUAUGAUGAUACUAGGGUAGAAACAGGACAUCCAAUUCGUUUAUACUCCAGAUACAUUGACAAGGUGCAUAUAUUAUUCCGUUUCACACAUGAAGAAGCUAGGGACCUUAUCCAGCGGUAUCUCACUGAGCAUCCUGAUCCUAACCAUGAAAAUAUGGUUGGUUAUAACAAGAAGAAAUGCUGGCCAAGAGACGCCAGGAUGAGACUUAUGAAGCACGAUGUAAACCUUGGUAGAAGUGUUUUCUGGGAUAUGAAGAACCGUCUUCCUAGAAGCAUUACCCCACUUGAAUGGGAGAACAGCUUUGUAUCUGUGUACAGUAAAGACAAUCCGAACUUACUUUUUAGCAUGUAUUAGCAUGUAUGUGUAACUUGUUCUUCCUCUUUGCUUUUACUUUUUAAUCCAUACUUGCAUUCACAUAAUGUACAUAGUACACAUGCUCAUGUUUAACAUUAGUUACCAACCACCUAAUGUUUAGGUGCGGAUUCGAAGUUCGUAUACUGCCAAGAUUAGAAUGGCUCGAGAGGCUUUCAGCAAUACCAGAGAUGGGGUUUGGAAUCUGCAGAAUGAACAGACGGCAGUUGCUUUCUUACGGGUAGAUGAUGAUCGUGUAAGACAGAUUCUAGUGUCCUCAGGCUCGACUACAUUCACAAAGAUUGUUAACAAAUGGAGUACAGCACUGAUAUGUAAUUAUUCAAUUUCUUGCCUCCUAAUACCCAUGUUCAAUGUUGCUUUAACUUCGAGUGUUCUUUAGCUGGAGUUUUAAUUUACUUCUGCAGGCCUCAUGACAUACACAAGAAUGCGAAACAAGGAAAGUACCCCAUGUACAAUAAAUUAUAUAGUCAACUCAUAUUAACCUCGACAAAAUAUCAUUUGUCGGUCUAAAUUUAAGUUUUUGAGACUAUAUAUAAGGCAAAGAAUACCUGUUAUUCACUUCGCAAACUCAAGAACAGUUUUUUUAAAGUACACAUGCUGAAUUGUACAACAUUAUGCACCCAUCAGCAGCUUUUUUCUUUAUUGCGCUCGCCCAAGAGAUCGAACAAGUCGAAUGUAGGAGGCUCGUCACCAAGAACGCUAGCUUGUGUGUCAGGAAAGUUCAACGACUCGGUAGCACUCUCAAUGGGGAAUGUAGGAGGUUCGUCACCAAGAACGCUAGCUUGUGUGUCAGGAAAGUUCAACGACUCGGUAGCACUCUCAAUGGGGAAUGUAGGAGGUUCGUCACCAAGAACGUUAGCUUUUGUGUCUUUGGUCUUAGGAAAGAAGUACUCGGUAGUACGAGCAAUCUCAAUGCACCCAAAAAAAAAA